This is a messenger RNA of Geosmithia morbida, 4083 nucleotides long. Its product is annotated as ATP-dependent RNA helicase DHX57. The record is from RefSeq and is a predicted model, not a curated record. Gene Ontology annotation, molecular function: ATP binding; protein binding; RNA binding. Lineage: Eukaryota; Fungi; Ascomycota; Sordariomycetes; Hypocreales; Bionectriaceae. Bases 1 to 4083 code for a protein of 1360 amino acids. Gene Ontology annotation, cellular component: intracellular anatomical structure. The transcript is spliced from 2 exons.
AUGGUGAAAAAAGCCAAAGGCAAGGCUGCAGAGCCGCCGGCAGCGGCAGCACCAUCGUCAGGACCGACCAGUAAAAAUGGCGGCAAGCCCGGCAGCGGCGGCAGCAAGAAGGGCGCAAAGGGGGCGGCAGCAGUGGCUCAGGAAGAGCAGCUUCCACCGCCGGGGGACGCUCCCAAGCCGACAGUGAAGCAACGCAUCGGGGGGUCUUCGUGGACGGGCAAGCUCCCCGUGAACCUGAUGAGCGAGUACUGCCAGAAGCAACACUGGGACAGGCCCGAGUACGACACGCGCAAGACGGCCGACGGCUUCUCUGUAUGGGUGACUCUAAGUGCCCGCGACCCCAAGACGCAGCAGACGACGCGGCUGGAACCCUUCAAGAUCCCGGCGAGCCACAAGCACCUCAUCACGCGGGAGACGGCGCUCGAGGCCAAGCACGCAGCGGCAACAUACGCCCUGUUCCGGGUGUGCAGUAUGCAGAACAAGCAUACCGUCCUCCCUCCCGAUUACAAAUCCCUCUGGAAGGACUUCCAGGCCUUGAAGGCGCUAGACGUGAAGGAAGGGAAAGGGUGGAUGUACGAUGCCGAUCCGUUCAAGACGCUCAGGGAGCGCGAGGAGGCGAAAUCCGCGGCGGAUAAGAAGAGGAAGGAACUGGAGGCUGCCAGGGCCAAGGCCAAAGAGAUGCCUGGCGCUUCGGGAUUGGCCCUUCUCAACAGGGGUGGUGACGGUUCCGGGGCCAGUGGCUUCAACCCCAUGAAGGGGUGGUCCAACGCGCCCAAGGUGGAGAUGGGUCGUCAGACGAGAACCCAGCUCGAAACGCUGCUGAGGAGUGGCAUCUCGUGGAACCCGCACGGCGUGGACAUGACCCGGCAGCAGAAGGAUAGCGUCGUGUCGCAGCUCGCCAAGCUUGGGUUCCGCCAGAGCCACGUUGCCGAAGCGGUCGACUACUGCAAGGAUCGCGAGGAGACGCUUGAGUGGCUGCUCAUCCACGUGCCCGAGGACGACCUGCCACCCUGGGCCCUUCCAGAGAGCUACGCCGUCGGUGUGUCCAUUGGCGCUACCGAUUUGAAGAAGGAGGCUGUCAUCAAGAGGCUCACCCAGACGGGGUACUCGCUCGAGGUGUGCACGCGCGUGCUCAACGAGAGCGGGGGUGAUGAGGGACUGGCGGCAAAUUCCCUGCAGGGUCUGCUCAUGGCCAGCAGCUCCAAGGACGAAGAUGACCAGACGAAGACAGAUGAGGACGAUGACGACUUUCUGGAUAUGGGAUCUCCCGAGGAGCAGUGGCAGGAGGAGACGGCCAGCCUCGAAGCCAUGUAUGGCGACAACUUUGAGCGUGAAGGUGACAAGGUGAUACAGAUACGGCUGGAGGGCGUCAAGAACGCUGGCAAGGCCAACAUUGACGCCAGUCUGCGCGUGCGCAUGGCCCCGUCGUAUCCCAAGAACCUCAUCCUGUCCGUGGUGGCCAGCAUGCCCUCUUACAUCAAGCUCAGCGUCAUCCGGAAGGCCCUGGCCUACAUGCACGACGAGCUGCGAGAUGAGCCGACAAAGAUCUUCCUGGUUGUCGACUGGAUCCAGCAGAACAUCAACGAUAUCAUCGAGCACCCAGGCAAGCUGGUGGACAUCUCGUCCGUGUCGUCGGCAGCAUCCGAGGCCAAGCCGGCGGCGGCAGUGUCCCGCGCCAAACGGACGCUGGCGGCGCCCCGACCCAUCAAGUGGGUAGAGAACGAGCAGAGCAGAGAGCGAUGGAUGCAGAGGCAGCAGAGGCCAGACCAGAAGAAGAUGAUUACGCAGAGGUCGAGGCUUCCGGCGUGGGAGAUGCAGGACCAGAUUGUGCGGACCGUGGCCGGAAACAACGUCACCAUCAUCAGCGGAGAGACGGGAUCUGGGAAGUCGACUCAGUCGAUGCAGUUCCUCCUCGACGACCUGUACAACCGAGGCCUAGGCGACUGCGCCAACAUGAUUGUUACGCAGCCCCGACGUAUCUCGGCCCUGGGUCUGGCCGACCGGGUGGCGGACGAGCGCUGCUGCCGCGUAGGCGAGGAGGUCGGGUACACGAUCCGCGGUGAGUCGCGCAGGUCAAGGGACACGCGCAUCACAUUCGUCACGACAGGUGUGCUGCUGCGACGGCUGCAGACGUCCGGAGGUAAGGUUGAGGACGUGGUGACGGCGCUGUCCGACGUCAGCCACGUGGUCAUCGACGAGGUGCACGAGCGCAGCCUUGACACCGACUUCCUGCUCAACCUCAUCCGCGAGGUGAUGCGCACGCGGCCCAACAUGCUCAAGCUGGUGCUCAUGUCGGCAACGCUGGACGCGGCCACCUUCAGCAGCUACUUUACGUCCGAGGGCCUGAGCGUGGGCACCGUCGAGAUAUCGGGCCGCACGUUCCCGGUCGAUGACUACUACCUCGACGACGUGGUUCGGUUCACGGGCUUCACGCCGAUGGAUUCCCACGAGAAGUUCCUGGGCGAUGAAGGGAUAGGCAAGGUGAUUCAGAAGCUUGGCCACCGCAUCAACUACCCUCUCAUAGCGGACCUGGUUCAGGCGAUCGACGCGGAGCUCGGGUACGAGGAGAAGACGGGAGGUAUCCUGGUGUUCCUGCCGGGAGUGGGUGAGAUCAACCAGGCGUGCCGGGCGCUGCAGGGGUCCUCGUCGCUGCACGUCCUGCCGCUGCACGCUUCGCUGGAGACGCGCGAGCAGAAGAGGGUGUUUGCCAAGCCGCCGGCGGGCAAGCGCAAGGUUGUGGUGGCGACCAACGUAGCCGAGACGUCCAUCACCAUUGACGACAUCGUGGCGGUCAUCGACAGCGGCAAGGUGAAGGAGACGAGCUUCGACCCGCAGAACAACAUGCGCAAGCUCGAGGAGACGUGGGCGUCCAAGGCGGCGUGCAAGCAGAGGAGGGGCCGUGCAGGACGCGUGCAGGAGGGUCGGUGCUACAAGCUGUACACGCGGAAGCUGGAGGAUGAGCAGAUGCCGGAGCGCCCGGAGCCGGAGAUCCGGCGCGUGGCUCUGGAGCAGCUGUGCCUGUCGGUGCGGGCGAUGGGGAUGCGCGACGUGGCGCGGUUCCUGGGACGUUCCCCGACGCCGCCCGAGGCGCAGGCCAUCGAGGGGGCCAUGAGGCUCCUCCGGCGCAUGGGCGCGCUGGACGGCGACGAGCUGACGGCUAUGGGCCAGCAGCUGGCCAUGCUGCCGACGGACCUGCGGUGCGGCAAGCUGAUGGUGUUCGGGGCCAUCUUUGCGGGCUGCCUGGAUGACUGCGUCACCAUGGCGGCCAUCCUGAGCACGCGCAGCCCGUUCCUGUCGCCACAAGAGCGCAGGGAGGAGGCCAAGGAGGCCCGCAAGGCCUUCUACUCGGGCGAUGGCGACCUGGUAACGGACCUGACGGCCUUCAGGCACUGGGACGGCAUGAUGGCCGACCGCUCCACGCCGCAGAGGACAGUCCGCGCCUUCUGCGAGGACAACUUCCUCUCCUUCAACACCUUGUCCGACAUAUCCAGCACCAGGACGCAGUAUUACGCUGCUCUGGCCGAGAUUGGAAUCAUUUCCCCCUCUGAAGCCAAGGAGAAGAGCUCGUCCGGCAGUGGCUCCAACGGCGGCAACGAUGGCAACAAGGCCAACACCAUCAGCAAUCCCCAACUACUCCGUGCUCUCAUUGCGGCGGCAUUCACCCCGCAGGUCGCGCGGAUCCAGUAUCCGGAUAAGAAGUACAUCAACUCUGUCUCGGGAGCGGUGGAGCUAGAUCCGGAGGCUCGGUCGAUAAAGUACUUUGCUCAGGAUACCGGGAGGGUGUUUGUCCAUCCUUCCAGUACGCUGUUUGGCAGCCAGUCUUAUCCCGGGAAUGCGGCUUACAUGUCGUAUUUCACCAUGAUAUCUACCAGCAAGCUGGAUACCAUGGGACGAGGUCUGCUGGUAGACGGAUGGCUCCGGCUCAGAGGAUGGGCACGUAUCGGUGUCCUGGUGGCUAGGCUGAGGGGCAUGGUGGACGGUGUGAUUGCUGAAAAGGUCAAGAAUCCGGGUGUGCAGCUCGGUGGCAAUGAGGUUAUUCGGUUGGUGACAAAGUUGAUUCAGUUGGAUGGAUUGGAUGCGUAG